AAUGCCUUGCUGCUGAAAUGUGCUUUACAAAUAAAGUUUGAUUGAUUGAUUGAUUGAUUUGGACUUUUGUGAAGGUCUAGAUACUGACUUCUAGCUUUUUUUGCUUUGUUUUUUUUUCUUUACAGCUCAUACUAUGGCGUUUCCAGCAGAUGGAUCCCCAAUGUUGGAGGGAUAUCAAGACAAUGGUAAGGAUCAUGGUAAGGUGUGGUCAAAAGAAACUGACAUGGUUUCUGAAGACCACAGAGAGGGGUUGAGGUGUAAUUCACCUCCGCAGUCUGUGGACUGUAUUACCAUCUCCAGUGGUAGCUCUACUACCAGCGCCAGUGAAGACAAGGUAGGUAAUGCCUGUAUUAUCAGUUCCAGCGGUAGCUCUACUACCAGCUCCAGCGGUAGCUCUACUACCAGCUCAAGUGAAGACGAGGUAGGUAAUGACUGUACUACUAGCUCCAGGAAAGACAAGGAUGAUAAGGAAGACCAGGAUGACUUUAAUUCCAGACUUCGGUUUGUCCAGGUCCUUUCACCAAACAUUAAAUUCCUGUGGGGCAUAGGAGUACUUGAACAGUCAUUGAAACAUCUCAAUUCGAAGUUUGAUCAGCUGGGCUCCGCUGAGGACCGUGCCAGUGCCGCGUCACGGCGCUGGCACGCUGAGAUUCUUGAGAUUCUUCCCCAAAAUUUCAAAUACAUACAAGACAUUGGGGUAGCUCAGAAGCCUCAAGAAGACACGGCUCCCUUCACUUCACUUGAAUUCACAUCUAAACUUGACAAACAGGAAGAGCCCAUUUUGCGUCCAGAGAUCUCCAGACCUAUCGGUACCUCGCAACAUCGUCAAGUAGGUUGGAAAAAGGACAGGGCUUCUUUGACUUCCUUCCGCGCCAGGAGCACUACACAGAAGGUGGAUGUUGCGAAGGAGGACGACCCACCAUCAAAGCUUAGUUUUGGUACAGUGCUUCCUUCCAGCUUUAAAUUCACAUCUGAACUUGACAAACCGGAAGAGCCCAUUUUGCGUCCAGAGAACUCCACACCUAUUGGUACCUCGCAACAUCGUCAAGUAGGUUGGAAAAAGGACAGGGCUUCUUUGACUUCCUGCCGCGCCAGGAGCACUACACAGAAGGUGGAUGCUGCGAAGGAGGACGACCCACCAUCAAAGCUUAGUUUUGGUACAGUGCUUCCUUCCAGCUUUAAAUUCACAUCUGAACUUGACAAACCGGAGGAGCCCAUUUUGCGUCCAGAGAACUCCACACCUAUCGGUACCUCGCAAUAUCAUCGAGUAGGUUUGGAAGAGGAUGUGGCUUUGUUGACUUCCUGCCGUGCCAGGAGCACUACACAGAAGGUGGAUUCUGCGAAGGAAGACGACCCACCAUCAAAGCUUAGUUUUGGUACAGUGCUUCCUUCCAACUUUAAAUUCACAUCUGAACUUGACAAACCGGAAAAGUCCAUUUUGCGUCCAGAGGACUCUAGUCCUAUCAGUGCCUCGCCACAACCUCUGGCAGGUUGGAGAAAUUUAGUGAGUUCUUUGACUUCCACCCGCGCCAAGAGAACUACAAAGAAGGUGGAUGAUGCGAAGGAGGACGACCCACCAUCAAAGCCUAGUGAUCAGGUAGGUCUGAAAGAGGACGUGGCUCAUGCGACAUCUGCAACUGGCAUAAACGGAAAGAGGGAAAAGGACAGUGAUGCUGAAGAGCAGCCCCCAGCCAAGAGGACUAGGGACACCUUUGCUGAAGAGGAGCUCCCCAACAAGUGGACCAGGGAUAGCGAUGACGCUAAAGAGGAGCCCCCAGCCAAGAGGAGUAAGGACACUCUUGCUGAAAAGGAGCUCCCCUCCAAGAAGACCAGGGACAGUGUUGCUGAAGGGAAACUCCCAGCCAAGAGGACCAGGAAUAGUGAUGAUUUUAAACAGGAGCCCUCUGCCAAGAGGAUCAGGGACAGUGUUAAUGAAGAGGAGUCCCCAGCCAAGAGGACCAGGGACAGUGUUGCUGAAGAGGAGUCCCCAGCCAAGAGGACCAGAGACAGUGUUGCUGAAGAGGAGCCCCCAGCCAAGAGGACCAGGGACACUGUUGCUGAUGAGGAGCCCCCAGCCAAGAGGACCAGGGACACUGUUGCUGAAGAGGAGCCCCCAGCCAAGAGGACCAGGGACACUGUUGCUGAAGAGGAGCCCCCAGCCAAGAGGACCAGGGACACUGUUGCUGAUGAGGAGCCCCCAGCCAAGAGGACCAGGGACACUGUUGCUGAAGAGGAUCCCCCAGCCAAGAGGACCAGGGACACUGUUGCUGAUGAGGAGCCCCCAGCCAAGAUGAUUAGAUACACUCUUGCUGAAGAGGAGUUCCCAGCCAAGACAGCACAGUGGUACAAUGAGGAUCCCAUUUGGGGCGAGGUCCUUGAAAGAAUCGGCAGAAGGAUGGCAUGGAGAUAUGGUAAAGAAUGGGAGAACGAGCCCAUUCCGUCAACCCCUCUGUUCAUUCCCUACCGAAAGACAGACCAUGAAGAUCCUAUUCUGUUAUCCCCUGUCCUCAGUCCCUCACCACAGACAUCUUGUGGGAAUCCUGGUCUGUCAUCCCCCGUCCUUAGACCCUCUUGUAAAAUGCCACGUAAACGUCCUGUUUUGUCAUCCCCUGACGUCAGUCCCUCACCAUCGACGCACUGUGAAGAUCCCGUUUUGUCACCCCGUGUUUUCAGUCCCCCACCGAGGAUGCCGUGUGAGGAUGUCAUUCUGUCACCCAGUGUUUUCAGUCCUUCACCAUCAACACACUGUGAAAAUCCAACUUUGUCAUCCCCUGACUUCCGUUUCUGGAUGGAGACUGAAAAGGACAUAAAAGAGGAACCAACACCUUCAACAUCUGGUGGAACUACAGCAAAAGAGAGUUCCAGACACGUGUGGUUUAGACCUCGCUACGUUGUGUCAAGUGACUCUGAUUAGAUUGGGAUCCGUAGAAACUGAAGACCCAUUUCGGAAGUCACAUUAGGACAUCAUCAUUUCUCAGUUUUUUUAAAAUUCUUAUUAUUAAAGCCAGUGGGUUUCUAGCAAACCUGUCGAAGCCUUAGGUAGCACCUUGCACCGGGGCUUUUCUUUAUCCCGCUGCUAGAUGUAGCAUUUUAGAUGUUGAGGAUUCUGGCAGGACUCAGGAAUCCUUAGGUAACGCCUUGCACUGGGGUUUUGUGUCUUCCUCUCAUCUUCCCUAUGUUUCAGGGUGAAAUAGUGGUUCUUCCCCACGCGGUUCUCUCCGAUAUUUGUAAAUUAUUCUAUUCUGUUCCCCCAGUAAUCCACUCUCCAAGUUUUUAAUCUUUCAGGUUUUAGCUGGUCAUCGUUGGAUCCUUUUGUCGUCGUCCAUGUGGUUCCUGUCCUUCUGGACUCCUUGUUUUUCACACUGCUUGUUGGAUCUCGUCAGCCUGUAAUCCUCCACCUUCAGCACCACCAGUCAGAUGGAGGAAGAUAAGAGAACCCAGUUGACAAAAAAAGUAAGAAAGCUUAUUUUUAUUUUAAAUGUGGAUGAAAUUGAGGUCGAAUUCCAAAAUUGUUCUUUCUUCUGUCCAAGUAUAUUCUAUUUGUUAACCCUAUUGUCUUUUCUCUGGAUUUCAUUUCUACAUCAACUCAUGGCACAUGACUUGAGUUGACCGACAAUUAAAGCAGAAGACCAGCUCCGCCUUGAAUCCUCCACCUUCAACACCACCAGUCAGGUGGAGGAAGAUAAGAGAACCCAGUUGACAAAAAAAGUAAGAACAUUUAUAUCUACACAACAUGACUAAUCAUUUCAAAUAUAGCUGCGGAGAGCUGAGCUGAAAGUUAGAAACUGUUGCUGCCUGCUGCCCAUGCAUAUUUUCCUCCUUAACUUUAUCUUCUCUCUUUAUUUCAUUUCUCUGUGAACUCAUGUGAUGACUGGAGUUGACCAAAAAUUAAAGCAGAAGAUCUGCUCCACCUGCUGAUCUGCUGGUUGUAACAGAUUGUGGGAAAGCAUCACUGAGACAAGACAACAGCACUGGACCAAUCAGGCGAGAGAAAACAGAGAGGACUGAGGACUAAAACAAAUAUACAAAGCCUGACAAGGAAGGCAGACGAUCCAGUGGCCCCAAGUUUAUACACCAUCUCAUGUAGGAGCUUUUACUUUGGAAAUACCCAUGAAGAUGCCAGGCUGCCUGUAGCCACUUCCUGUGAAUCCACUAAAGUAAUAUUGAGCCUUAUUUGGGUGAAGUUACCUUUAAAAAACCAACUAUGAGGACGUUUUUCCCACCUAAGAGAGAAGGAGCAGAAGAAGAAUGAAUGACUGUUACAUGACAAGUGAAUCUAACACGUACUGCAGGUUGAUGACCUUUGACCUGUAGCACAGACACGCGUCUCUGAAAGCGCUGCAGGAGUGAUGAGAUCACAAGGAUGUCACAAUUUCUUCUUUUAGCUCAUCUUUUGAGGCAGACUCAGAUGGAGAAGUGGAAUAAAAAGCAACAGUGGAAACGGGUCAAACAACGACGAAUGAGGAGCCAAUCACUUUCAAACUCACACUCCGCCUCAACCCUCCUCCCGUCUGACAGACACCAAACAAUGAGCCUCCUUCAUCGCUAUAGAACCUCCUCACCUCCAUCACUGUCAGGGACAUCCUGAAGUGACUGGCUGAGGUGGAUGCAGACACUCUGAGGGUACUCGGAGCUGGUAGAGUGAGUUGUUUUCCAGAAGAGUGUUCUGUGUGUGUGUGCGUGUGUGUGUGUGUGUGUGUGUAUGUUUGCAGGAACUACAGUGACUCUGCCCUGCCGUUACGACUACACCCCUCAGGUCACACUGUGAGGUGCGUUAUGUGGUCACCACACCGACCCCAACCAGAUCAGCCCUUCCAGUCGCGGACGCACGUGCUACACCAGAGGAAGCGAUUCGCCUCAGAUUCAGGGUGUGAAGCUGGGCGAUGCGGGCCAGCAUCACUUCAGGUUAGAGACAGACUGACCGCUGGGGAGAUGGACCUCACCUGACACCAUUACUCUGGAUGUAACAGCUCGACUCUCCUGUCAAUGAAAACAUCCAUGACUCUGCAAGCGGACAGCAAGAUUUCUGGUGCCUGGCUGGAGACGAGAUUCUGAUUAUUCAAGAGCCAAAACAAAAUGUCCCAAUAAAUAGUUAUUGUUUUCUAUUUGUUAUUGUUUUCAUUAUUAAUGGUCCACAACACAAAAUUCAUCAGUGCUGUAACUCUUGAGUUUAAUAAAAUGUUCUUCUUUCAA
Molecule: messenger RNA, 5193 nt
Organism: Gambusia affinis (western mosquitofish)
Lineage: Eukaryota; Metazoa; Chordata; Actinopteri; Cyprinodontiformes; Poeciliidae
Product: flocculation protein FLO11-like
Exons: 8
Coding region: 134-2914 (926 amino acids)
Source: RefSeq, a predicted model, not a curated record